This is a messenger RNA of Cajanus cajan (pigeon pea), 1972 nucleotides long. Lineage: Eukaryota; Viridiplantae; Streptophyta; Magnoliopsida; Fabales; Fabaceae. The record is from RefSeq and is a predicted model, not a curated record.
UUUAUUUAUUUAGGAGGAAUGCAGAGAUUGAUUGGAACAAGCAAGCAAAAUACGACAUACGACGAAUUGAAUUUGUUUCUUAUUCUUCUUCUUCUUCUUCUCCCUUUGUCUUUCCGUCUUCACCAGAAGCUCCUUUCUCUGUUCCUAAGCCGAGUUAAGGGGUCAAAUUGAAACCGCAUUCAAUUCCGACUUAAUGUUGCAUUCUCUCUUCCUUUUCCCUCUCGCUUUUCUCACAAGCCACUGAAAAUCCUCGCACCUUUGCCCACAAAACUUUAACAGAAACACCGUUUUUCGCCGCAAUUCCUCACCCCCAUGGAAGAAUCAAGUGAAUUGCAAUCAGAAGAAAAUAAAGUCUCCAAUGAGAAAAAUAAGAAAAGAAAACUGAAAACACCGGCCCAACUUUUGGCCUUGGAGAAAUUUUAUAAUGAGAAAAAGUAUCCCACAGAGGAAAUGAAAUCAGAACUUGCUGAUGAGUUAGGAUUGACAGAAAAGCAAAUAUCUGGAUGGUUCUGCCACAGAAGGUUAAAAGAUAAAAGAAUGAUGAAAGAUGAAGCCGUUGCUAAUGGACGGCAAGAUCGUUCAAGCGGUGUCAUCCAGGAUCGUGGCAGUGGACUUGGGCAAGAUUCAUGUGGAAGCAGUAAACAUGCUGAUUACAGGUACUUGGAUCCUAAGGAGGUUGAGAGCCAUGGCCUCUACAAUCACGAAUUUUCAGUUGCAGAUAUGACUCAUGGACGUAGGAGCCGUUAUCCUGAAAAUGUUAGCGGAGUGGAUGAGACAUCAUCUGAGAGCAGCUCAUAUUUGCAAGAAAGGUUGUUUUCUCAAGGUCAGGAUCCAUAUGAUAUGGAGCAUUCUAGACAUCUUACACCUAAUGGAGCUCUUCCACCUCUAAAUCCCAAAGGUGCCCUUAACAUGGGAUAUAAACCAUCAGGAUAUUUAAAAGUGAAGGGAGAGAUAGAACAUGCUGCUAUAACUGCUGUUAAGAAGCAAUUAGGAAGGCAUUAUCUGGAAGAUGGUCCAGUACUUGGUAUAGAGUUUGACACACUUCCUCCAGGGGCAUUUGAGUGCCAAACUGCAGAUCCAGCUAAUGGUAGGUUGCACCACAUUCUAUUUUUCCAUUUUUUUUUUAAAUGUCUCAUUCAAUUAGUUUGGUAAGACUGAAAUGUUUAGUGUUGAAAAUGAAACAAUAUAAUUUGCCAUUUUGGGUUAAAGUAAUGUGUUGUUGCUCAUUAAGUUGUGAAAAAAAAAUUAUAUGCAAGUAUUAAAGAUAGAACUGGGUGUGAUAGGGGAUGGGUUGUUUCAAGAACAGUAAAUAAGUGUUUUCCACCUAACCUGCAUCAUGUUUGUAUGCUAUGCAUUGGGAUGAUUUAGAUGCUUUUUAGGGAAUUCAAGCAGAUGUCUCCUCAGUACUGAUACCAAUAAGGUCAAUGACAAUCUCAUGAUGUUAUUUAUAAGGUAUAUAUAUUAAGAGUACUUGUCAAAAGUUAGUCCCUACCCUUAAGCCAGUGUUUAUAUGUUAUGAGGCUUUUGAUAUGAAAUUUUAGCAUCAGAACCAAGUUACCUUAAGAAGUUUACAAAAGCUACAAAGUUUAGUUCCUAUAUGUAAGUCAUUUAUCUUUUUUACCUUUACCUGCUGUCUCACUUUUUUAUUUGCUUGAUAUGUAUUUGCCCAACACACAACCAUGGAGGAAAUUGCAAUUUUGUUACCCUUAAAUGGAGAACUUACUCAUAAAGAUCGAUGCUGCAUUUUAAGGUUCAUAGCACUGGGGCUUUUUAUGUUAAUCUGUGUGCAGUGUGCUAUUUUAUAUGUUUCGGACCUUUAGGUCAAGAUAGCUUAUUUUUUUCUCUUUGGAUGCUUUACUAUAAAUAUUUCAUCGUAGCUAAGGUGUGAGAGUUUUAUUCUCUUUCAUUAACUCUAUAUCAUUUUUCUAACUGCAUCCAGUCAUUUUAAGAAUAGAUUGAGAUUCCUGCAUUU